This is a messenger RNA of Gambusia affinis (western mosquitofish), 3370 nucleotides long. Its product is annotated as alpha-1,3-galactosyltransferase 2-like. Bases 882 to 1904 code for a protein of 340 amino acids. Lineage: Eukaryota; Metazoa; Chordata; Actinopteri; Cyprinodontiformes; Poeciliidae. Gene Ontology annotation, cellular component: membrane; Golgi apparatus; vesicle. Gene Ontology annotation, molecular function: hexosyltransferase activity. The record is from RefSeq and is a predicted model, not a curated record. Gene Ontology annotation, biological process: carbohydrate metabolic process. The transcript has 5 exons.
CACUUAAAAAAACUGAAAGAAGAGAAAGACAGGAGUGGAAACUAUCUCCCAGAAUGCUUAGGGUUAGGUAAACUCACUACUAAAGAUUAAUGAACUUAAAAACAUUUAGAAAACGUGUCUCUUGUUAAAUCAAUUUCUGAGUUAAAAUCAAAACUAUUUUCUUGUUGACUUAAAUUACAUUUCAAGGCAGCAGGUGGCCUUUCAUUUUCAAGUUAAACCGCCUUCAAAUGUUUUACAAAUGUGUAUAAUUUCUGCAGUAUUCAUUUCAAUGAGCAUUUUGUUGGGUUGCUUAGAGAAGAACCAGAAGUAAAACAUUUAGUUAAAACUAUAAUCUAUAGUGGCUUAUUCUGUUGCGUCACUACAUUACCCAGCAUGCUCUUCUCCUUCUGAGGUUUUUCUCAGAACUCCCUUUAUCUUUCCGCGAAUUGAGUUGUCCUUUUUGAAUGAAAUCCUUUUAAAGCCAACAAAACACAGCACAGACUCAACCAGCCAAACCACUCAAACCUGUUUGAAUGUAAACAUUGUUUUUUUUUUUUACAACAGCUACAAUUUUUUUCCACAGUUUCUUGUUACAAACUGAAAAUAUCUGAACAGUUUAAAUGGGAUUUUGCCCUCUUUUAAACCAUGUCAGAUAUUUAUAAAUUGGAAAGUUAAAUUGAUAAAAUGUGUCUGUAUUAUUAUUCAUUAUUAAUAUUAAGUUACCGUAAUCAUCUUUGUAAAUCAAGGAUAAGCGUAUUUGUUACUUUUUUGUUAGAAAUAUUGAAUAAACUUCGGCUCUCAUAAAAUCUUUUUCUUCCAGCAUUUUUGUGCCAUAAUCCACGGUUGUCAUCACCUUCAGCCUACAGUCCUUUUUCUUUACUGAAGUCAACAAACAACCAACAAUGAGCAUUCAGAGGUCUAAGAAAAUUUUGAAAUUCCUGUUUUUAUUUCCGUUUGCAACGUUCAUCAUGUUCUUUGUACCUCCUUCAGUUCGAUUUGUAAUUGGACUCAUUCCAAUGGACAAAUGCACUUUGGAAAGUGUAAAGAUGCUGACGUCGGGUAACAGUGCAGACUCAAGCCUGGACCUUUGGUCUCGAAAUGACGUGCAAACAUGCACUUCCUGGAAGGCUCCCAUCAUCUGGGAGGGAAUGUUUAAUCCCAGUCACUUCGACCAGAUACACAGAAACAAAGGAUCUUCUGUCGCCUUGACUGUGUUCGCAGUCGGCAGGUACCUGGAUGCCUACCUGGAGACUUUCCUGAACUCAUCAGAGCAACACUUCAUGUCGAGUUUGCCCGUGUCAUACUACGUGUUUACGGACACGCCCGAGAAAGUGCCGAACAUCAAGCUCGCCCCCAGUCGGCACCUGAAAGUAAUCAAGGUGGAGAGACACACGCGGUGGCAGGACAUCUCCAUGAUGAGGAUGAAGGCGAUAUCAGACGUCAUCGAGUCGGAUAUCCGCCACCGCGCCACGCACGUCUUCUGCUUUGACGUCGAUCAAGUGUUCACCGGCAGAUUUGGCCCCGAAGCUCUGGGAGACUCCGUGGCUCUGCUUCACGCCCACUACUAUCACCUCCCAAAGAUGUUGUUCACCUACGACCGCAACCUGAAAUCCAAGGCGUUCAUGAAAACUGGGGAUUUCUACUACCACGCCGCUGUCUUCGGAGGCUCCUGGGGGAGCGUGAAGGCGCUGACGGAGGCCUGCUACCGCAACAUCAUGGCGGAUAAGGAGAACCAAGUGGAGGCCUUGUGGCACGACGAGAGUCAUUUGAACAAGUACUUUUGGCUUCACAAGCCCAGCAGGGUUCUGUCUCCAGAGUACUGCUGGGACACCAGCAUCGGCUACCGGAGAGACAUACAGAUGUACCGGCUGCUGUGGGCACCCAAAGACUACAAUAACCUGAGGACGUCAGAGAUAACGCGCUAAUUUAUUUUAUUUGGAUUCCCAUCGGUUGCAGUUGACUGUAACUAUACAUAGUCAAAAAAGGAGUGUGUUUUCACAAAAAAAAAACAACUUGAAUUAUGAGAAAAAUCUCAGAAAUGUUCUAGAAUAAAUAUAGCAAUUAAUGAGCGUGAAAAGUCAAAGAUUUGUUAGAAAAAAUUGUAUUCUGGGAAUAAUCUCAGAAAUUUUUUCGUAAAAAGUAUUAAACUUCCGAGUCUCAAAAGUUGAACACUUGCACGGAAAAACUGAAAUUUUAUGAUCUCAGAAAUUUUCUAGAAAAAAAACUGACAUUUUUUUAUUUAUUUUUGAAACUCAGAAAAUUUCCAAUAGCCAAAAAUGUUCAACUUUUCAAACUCAGAAAUUUUAAAUUUUACUCUAGUAAAUUUUGGGGACCUCAAAAUUUCUGAGAUUUUUAGUGGAAAUUUACUCCUUUUUUUUCCGAUUGCCCUAGCACAACUCACUGAGAUCAAAGAUCUCUGACAUUCAUACAGUUGUUUUUUUCACACAAGGCAGUUUGUGUUUGACAGUUUUUUCCCAUCUAUUAUACUGAAGUUGUUUCUGCUUUUACUGCAGUUUAUUAGUUUACAAGACUGAAUAAAUCUGUCAAGGAGUAAAAACAUUUUGCAGUAAAACUCUUGAUAGGUUAUGGAGGAACGUGUGACAAUGGAUUUUAUAAAAUUAAUCAAUUUCAUGGUAUAUUUAAUAAUUUAUUGUUGUGAUUAUUUACUGGAAGUGAAAUUGUGUGUUUGGUGCUGCAGCUCAACUCAGGCAUUAUUUACUGGAAGUGAAAUUGUGUGUUUGGUGCUGCAGCUCAACUCAGGCAGAUCAUUUUUAAUACGGUUAAUCUGUUUUGACUAGAUUACUUCACUUGCAUUUUCUUAAAUAGUGAAGAAAUUAUACAUAUUAAGAUUGCAGGUACUUGAACCACAGAUCAUAUUUAAGAUAUUUCAGAUUUUUUGUCUGGAACGACUAUUUAAAACUGAUUUGUUUUUGUAUUUACUGUUCUGUGAACCAGAUUUUAGCUGGUUACAUUUUUACACGUUUUAUUUCUUAGUUUAACUUACAUUUUUAAACCAAAUGAAAUUUUUAAACAAUGCCGUUUGAAUGCGUUUUUCUUUAUACAAUGAUCUAACCUUGGAAAAUAUGUUUUUGCAAGUGAGCAUUUCUACUGGUACCUUUUAUUUGCACAUUUUUAUUUGAAUGUUCUGUUAUUUUUUCAUGUUUUAAAUCUCUCUCCUGUUCAGAGAUGUUCUAGUCAUGUUUACAGUGACAAUAUUUUUUUAUAUAUCACUCCACAUAUUUAAUAUUUGAAACAUCAAAUACUGAACUCAAGUCAGCGUCAUAUUUUUGUAUUUAUGGAGCUUUGGAACUUUAUCAAUUUUCUGUCUAAGACGGCUUGAAUUAUACGAAUGUAAAACCUUUCAAACAAAUAAAAUAUGGCAAUGAUUUCA